AUGCUCUCUCCAUCCCUUCUCGCCCUCCUGGCCACCCUCCCCCGCAGCUACGCCUGGGGCAAUCUCGGCCACGAGACCAUCGCCUACAUCGCGCAGAGCUUCGUCGCUCCGUCGACGGCGUCCUACUGCCAGGGCAUCCUGGGCGAUACGUCCUCCUCGUAUCUGGCCAGCGUGGCCACCUGGGCGGAUUCGUACCGCUACACGUCCGCUGGCCGCUGGUCGGAACCGCUGCACUUUAUCGAUGCGCACGACGAUCCGCCAACGAGCUGUGGCGUCGAUUAUGCUAGGGACUGCGGUGAUAAGGGAUGCGUUGUUAGCGCGAUUAAUAAUUAUACGACGCAAUUACUGGACAAAUCGACGUCGAGUUCCGAAGCGUUGGACGCGCUGAAGUUCAUCGUCCACUUCGUCGGCGACAUCCACCAGCCGCUGCACGACGAGAACCUCGACGUGGGCGGGAACGACAUCGACGUGACGUUCAACGGCACGAGCACAAACCUGCACCACAUCUGGGACACGAACAUGCUAGAAGCCGACGCAGGGGGGUCGUCUCUGUCGACAGCCAAGAGCUUCGCGGCGACGCUGACCACGCGCCUGCAGAGCGGCGAGUACGCGUCGCAGAAGGCAUCGUGGCUCUCGGGGAUGAAUCUCAGCGAUCCGAUCGGCACGGCGAUGGGCUGGGCGAGCGAUGCGAAUGGCUACGUCUGCAGCACGGUGCUGAAGCCGGGGUUGACGUAUCUCAAGGAGAAUGACCUCUCGGGCGAGUACUAUGACGAUUGCAAGCCGGUGUUUGAGGAGUUGCUUGCCCGGGCAGGAUAUCGGUUGGCGGCGUGGUUGGACUUGAUUGCGAAGCAGUAG
Rasamsonia emersonii CBS 393.64 is the source of this 855-nucleotide messenger RNA. RefSeq names its product nuclease. Gene Ontology annotation, biological process: DNA catabolic process. Gene Ontology annotation, molecular function: endonuclease activity; nucleic acid binding. Lineage: Eukaryota; Fungi; Ascomycota; Eurotiomycetes; Eurotiales; Trichocomaceae. Bases 1 to 855 code for a protein of 284 amino acids. The transcript has 3 exons. The record is from RefSeq and is a predicted model, not a curated record.